Messenger RNA from Mytilinidion resinicola, 2002 nucleotides. Its product is annotated as homoserine O-acetyltransferase. Gene Ontology annotation, molecular function: homoserine O-acetyltransferase activity. The transcript has 2 exons. Bases 99 to 1670 code for a protein of 523 amino acids. The record is from RefSeq and is a predicted model, not a curated record. NCBI's taxonomy places the organism in Eukaryota, Fungi, Ascomycota, Dothideomycetes, Mytilinidiales, Mytilinidiaceae. Gene Ontology annotation, biological process: L-homoserine metabolic process.
CCUCGACAGGGAAUAAAGAACUGGAAUAUGCCCUCCGUCCAGCCUCAUCUCUCUAGAACUUACACGUCUGGUCUGCCUCACUCAUGACACCAGGAAUUAUGGCCGCGUCUUCCUCCAACGGCGCCGCACUCAAUGGCAGCCAGAAGUAUCGCAGGAUAACUUCUCAGCCCGAGAAUCCGUUUGCUAGCUUUAUACCCGACCAGUCCUUGGCCAUUGUCCCCGAAUUCACCCUUGAAUCUGGUGUUGUCCUCUACAAUGUUCCCGUCGCGUACAAAACCUUCGGAGCCCUGUCCCCACAGAGAGACAAUGCUAUGGUUAUUUGCCAUGCCCUUACAGGAAGUGCGGAUGUGGGUGACUGGUGGGGUCCUUUACUAGGAGGCCCGGGGAAGGCGUUUGACACCUCGAGAUUCUUCGUCGUAUGCAUAAACAGCCUGGGAAGUCCGUACGGGAGCGCAAGCCCCGUCACGGCGAAGGAUGGAGAUACCGCGAAAGGGCUAUACGGCCCAGAGUUCCCGCUCACUACUGUGAGGGACGAUGUCAAUAUCUUCAAGCUUAUACUCGAUGAUCUCGGAGUUCGACAAAUUGCUGCUGUCAUUGGAGGGUCCAUGGGAGGCAUGCUUGUCUUGGAGUUUGCAUACUUUGGCAAAGACUACGUCCGGUGUAUCAUACCUAUCGCAACCUCAGCGCGGUACAGCGCGUGGGGUAUAAGCUGGGGCGAGGCGCAAAGACAAAGCAUUUACUGCGACCCAAAAUACGACGAUGGAUACUAUACAUUCGAGGACCCUCCAUCAACCGGACUAGGGGCUGCACGCAUGUCGGCACUACUCACCUAUCGCAGUCGUGACUCUUUCGAAUCACGGUUUGGACGGAAUACUCCUGAUCCCUCAAAGAGGCAAAAUAUAAACGGCGGCCAAAGGCCAUCUACACCAUCUCAAGAAGCUUGGGCUAUCCACAAUGACGGACACAAGAACGCACGAUCUCCACGGCCCUCGCGAGUCACCAGCUCCGCAAGCAUAGCCACUAGUAUCCCCAAUGCCGCCUCAGCUCAUUCCAAUCUUGAAUUUCACAACCCAUCCACCUCAGCAACCAUCGAGAAGUCGAACGAUGCUCUCAACGAGAGUGCCAAAGGGAACGUCUCCGAACGAGCGAAAAAACAAACGCCAACUUACUUCUCUGCCCAGUCCUACCUCCGCUAUCAGGGCGAGAAAUUCAUCAAACGCUUCGACGCAAAUUGCUACAUCGCCAUAACGCGCAAGCUCGACACUCACGAUGUCUCACGACACCGAUAUCCCGAGGGCUGCACUCCCCAUGACACCCAUCCCGUAACGGCCUUGCAUCACGCUCUGUCACUAGUCUCGCAGCCGACACUCAUAUUGGGCAUACAAUCCGAUGGCCUCUUCACAUUCGCUGAGCAGCAAGAGCUAGCUGCGCAUAUCCCAAAUGCCGCUUUGAAAACAAUUGACUCGCCUGAAGGCCAUGACGCCUUUUUGCUCGAAUUUGAGCAAGUCAAUACGCACUUGGUCAAGUUCUUGAACGAAACACUUCCAGAUAUAAUGAGCCGAAGUCCACAAUUGGAGGGCGUUAUUGGAGAGAGCGAUGAUGGGGCUAUGGGAGCGAAGAAGACCAGCACGUUCGGCGAGGCAGAGGUUGACGAUAUCACGGCUUGGUAACGGCUAUUUCAUGAGUGAUGGGAUCUAGAGGUUCCGGAACGUAACAUCAUGCGUGUGUGAAUAUCUAAGCGUAUUGGGGCACUUCAGACAGUGGUAGAACAGUCGCAAAAUGAGGAUAGAUGUGGGCUAGAAUAGAGGGUGGUUAUAAAGAGUAGAAGUGCAGAGGGCACCCAAUGCUAUGCCUGUGACUAUGCGGAACGGCCUCUAGGGUACUCCACACCGUACUGUAAUUCUAGUUCUAAUCUAAAGGUUCUGGAAUGUGACAUUAUAUAUAUAAAUAUUUAAGAGUAUGGGGGCACUUCAGACAGUGGUAGAACAGUUGCAAAAUAAGG